Messenger RNA from Mangifera indica (mango), 1881 nucleotides. RefSeq lists its product as uncharacterized. The record is from RefSeq and is a predicted model, not a curated record. The coding region runs from base 292 to 1530 and encodes 412 amino acids. NCBI's taxonomy places the organism in Eukaryota, Viridiplantae, Streptophyta, Magnoliopsida, Sapindales, Anacardiaceae. The transcript is spliced from 7 exons.
UUAUGGAAGAAAAAGUAGUAACAGGACAAAGAAAGAGAGAGAAAAGAGUGAUAUUUAGGCAGUCUAAUUGGACUUCAGCCAAAACGAAACCAGAUCCACUUCAAAACUCGCCUCAAAGGGGAGGAAGUUUAAGCCUUACGCUCUUUCUCUCUCUCUCUCUCUCUCUCUCUCUCACCUUUUAUUGUUUCUUAACGCUACACACACUCACACUUCCCAAGCUUUAAGGUUCACUUCUCUUGGGAGGGUUUUGCGUUUUGUGUAGUAGAGUGUUGUGUAUAAACAGCAGCAAAGAUGAGAGGAAGAGCUUUGUUAAUGGUGUUUUUGUUGAGCUUGAUGUAUGUGGUCUGUGGUGCUAGGUUGGGUUCUGAAAGGCAGAAACUGGAAAUCGAAAAGCAUCUGAAUCGUUUGAACAAAAAACCAGUUAAAAGCAUUGAGAGUCCGGAUGGGGAUAUUAUAGAUUGUGUUCACAUAUCACACCAACCAGCCUUUGAUCAUCCUUAUCUUAAAGACCACAAAAUUUUGACGAGGCCUGAAUACCACCCAGAGGGGCUUUUUGAUGAUAACAAAGUCUCUGUCAAACCCAAAGAAAGAACAAACCCCAUUAACCAGUUGUGGCAUCUGAAUGGUAAAUGCCCUGAAGGGACCAUCCCCAUAAGGAGGACGAAGAAAGAUGAUGUUUUGAGGGCAAGUUCUGUGAAAAGAUAUGGCAAGAAGAAGCACAGAAGCAUCCCAAUCCCUCAGCCAAAGUCAGCAGAUCCUGACCUCAUCAAUGAAAGUGGUCAUCAGCAUGCAAUAGCUUAUGUUGAAGGAGAUAAAUACUAUGGAGCAAAAGCCACCAUUAAUGUAUGGGAACCAAAAAUACAACAACCUAAUGAGUUCAGCUUGUCUCAGCUUUGGAUUUUGGGAGGUUCUUUUGGCCAAGAUCUUAAUAGCAUUGAGGCUGGAUGGCAGGUCAGCCCAGAUCUAUAUGGUGAUAACAACACAAGACUUUUCACCUACUGGACUAGUGAUGCAUAUCAAGCCACAGGCUGCUACAAUCUUCUAUGCUCAGGCUUUAUUCAAAUCAACGGUGACAUAGCAAUGGGAGCAAGCAUAUCUCCUAUUUCUGCCUACAGAAAUUCACAAUAUGAUAUCAGUAUACUUGUCUGGAAGGAUCCAACGGAGGGGCAUUGGUGGAUGCAAUUUGGUAGUGAGCAUGUGUUGGGGUAUUGGCCAUCUUUCUUGUUCUCAUACUUAGCAGAUAGUGCUUCUAUGAUUGAAUGGGGAGGUGAAGUUGUAAACUCAGAGGCAGAUGGGCAUCACACUUCAACUCAAAUGGGGAGUGGCCAUUUUCCUGAAGAAGGAUUUGGGAAAUCAAGUUAUUUCAGGAACAUACAGGUAGUGGAUGGGUCAAAUAAUCUCAAGGCCCCAAAAGGCAUUGGCACUUUCACCGAGCAAUCCAACUGCUACGAUGUUCAAACAGGCAGCAAUGGGGAUUGGGGCCAUUACUUUUAUUAUGGGGGCCCUGGCAAGAGCCCCAAUUGCCCAUAAGGUUAAAUUUCCAUUGCACCCUUUUCACUUUCUCUCCCUUCUGUGUAUCAUUCAACCCCUAGUGUAAUGUCCCUCUUGCCCUUCUCUGUAUACCUCUUUUUACUGUGUUACCACUUUUUACUAUUAGGUUGCUUAGCAACAUGUGACCUCUCUAGUGAGAACUUUUGACUUUUUUUCUUUUUUCACUUGAAAGAUUCUCCAUGUAAGUGGUCAAGGAUGAGGCAGAGUUUCUCCUAAGCUAAAAGAAACAGGCCUCUGUUAUUUUUUCUCCCUUUGUAUUAUAUUGGUUUGUUUGUUCCUUUGGUAGAACUGAAAGAGAUUAAUUAACACAACUAUAUUUGUGGGAGGCUA